Molecule: messenger RNA, 1165 nt
Organism: Saccostrea cuccullata (small rock oyster)
Lineage: Eukaryota; Metazoa; Mollusca; Bivalvia; Ostreida; Ostreidae
Exons: 5
Coding region: 59-961 (300 amino acids)
Source: RefSeq, a predicted model, not a curated record
CCCAUUUUCUAUAAAUACUCAUGAAAACGUAUUUUUGCAAAGAGCUCAAGUCUUAAAAAUGGAGAGAAGAAAAAAGCUUUGGGUGCAACUGGACAAGAAUUUAAGAGCUCUAAAAGAACCGAGGAAUGUUCUCUUAGUGGGAUCUCUUGGAGUAGGAAAAUCGUCAUUUAUCAAUUCAGCCAUCACAGCUCUAACGGGGAAAUACGAUUAUUAUGCCGACAUUGGCGAUGGAAGCAAGCACCAAACAAAAUUUUUUCACAGAAUCAGCCGAGAUGACUAUUGGGAUCCUGAUGAUGAAGCAGAUAAAUGUAAACACCUCGAACUCCCAACAUUCAUUGACAUCAUUGGACUGGAUGCCCAAUUGUCUGCAUCUAAAGGGGACGAAGAAACGGUUAACAGCAUUCUGUUGCACUUGAUCAUAAACGGGAGACUACCGGAGAAUUGUGAUCUUCUGGAUGCGAGCAAAAAGCUUAAAGCCGGACAAAAAUUAAAGAAAAGGAACGAAGAGAAAAAUCUAAAAGUCGACACAGUAAUUGUUGUCAUAUCAACAGAGAAUCCAAUUAUUCCACAGUCACUUAUAGACGAAAUCUAUAGAGAGGCAAAAAUAAGAGAAAGAAAUAUCCCUGUGUUUGCUGUAUUGACAAAAGUGGACAUAAGUGGCAUGUCUGAACAGGAGUUGGAGGAUAAGAAAACCGAAAUUUGUGGGGUCAUUGGUAUCACAAAAGACAAACUGCUAGUGUGUAGGAAUUAUCAACCAGGAGACACACCAGAUAUUGAGACAGACAUCAAAAUACUGGAGUUCAUGAUUACGGUGUGUAACCCUCGCAUUCAAGCAUUCACUUAUACGAAGGUUGAAGUUGAGGAAGAUGUCAAAAUGAAGUUCUGGAAAGAAGCUAUAGCAGUAGCCUUUGUGGCAAUUAUCAUUGCUCUCUUGUAUCUAAUACAAAAGAGACUAUUUUAAACAUAAUAACAUCAGCAGUACAUAAUAAUUACAGAAAUACACAUGUACCAAAUAUAAUAAUUAUCAUUGUCUGAAAUAUAUGUACGAAUAAGUUUAAGAUUUUGUGCCCAUAUAUGUAUCAGUUUUAAACAACAUUUGUCUUUGUUCAGUGUCUUAUCAUGAGCAAAAUAAUGCAUGCAGUUCACAUUUAAUACUUUGUUUAAU